CAUGAACGAAGCUUACUCACAGGCCAAACGGCGCCGGCACGCCCACCAACCCGCAAACGAACGUGGCCAAAAUGAGAACGAAGAGGACGACUUUUUUGGCAGCCAAUUUUCCGUUCCGGCUUCCCAGGCCGCUAGCCAGCGUAGGUAUUUGUCGCAGCGUAGUAACCUGCAGCGAUCGCAGGUGGUCAAACCGGGACGCCGACCACCGACAAACUACUACGAAAGUGUCCUGUUUAUGGCCGGGCUCAGUUUGGACGAGCCGGGCGGUGUUGUGGUACUCAAGUGUGAACCGAUCGUGUUUAUGCACAAACUGAAGAGUGUUCUGCGCACGAAUGCUGACUAUCCGACGAACGUUGACCGGUUUCUGGCGGGUAUCGAGACGACGAUGAAGGAUCGUACCUGUUUUCUGAAGCUGCUCGAAUGUUGCCAGGUUGUGCCGGGUGGGGCGUACGAUGAAACGAUGCAACCCGUCCGGAAGCCUGUGCAGGAGAGUUUGAUGAAGAUGUUCUUGCUGGUGGACUUUCUGCAGCUGAAGUUGAUCGAGCUGCUGUUCGGAUACUUGAUGCGGGAGCUCGGUACGGGUUCGGCCGUGGAUGGGGAGAUCGUUGAAGAUUCGAUUGUUGGUUUUGUACUGUCGCAGCUGAAAUUUAUAGACCACGUCCAGAACGGUGAGCUGGUGUUUGAGAAGGUAUUUGAACUGUUAGCGAAAGCGAACCGCAAUCCGGUGGUGUUUGAUGAGAUCAUCUUCAGCCUGGAGGAUGUGAUCGAUGUGUCGAAGCACGACGAUGCGCUUGCCCGGCUGGUGAAGCUACGACCCCGUCCUCAGGAUCUGAUUACACCUAGCACGGUGGAGGUGUUUACGGGUAUGUGCUUGAGUGUUCAAACGCUUGAGCUGCUCCGCCGAAAGGUGGUCCAGUAUGUGGCGGACGGAUGUCCACUACGAUAUUACCCAUCGCUCGUUAAAAUGCUUCUCAAAUUUAAUCGUACCGAGCCGCUGGAAAACAUCACCGAAAUCGUCCGACAAGUUCGUCGUCUGCUCGAUACGACUGCUAACGGGGAAACUUGGACGGCAACCUCUUCUACCGCGGACGAUUGUGCGGAUCAGGUGCUUCGAUCGAUCCAACAAGCAAUAUCAGCUUCGGCACAGCUUUACGACGCAUGGAUAACCGUCAUUCGCCAGUUACCGAGUGCCGAGGAUCAUCUUCCCAUCGAUCUGCUUCUGCUCACCAUCGCUACCACGAUUAACGAGGUAAAAGCUCCGCGUAUUCGCAAACUAGCGAUCAAAAAGAUCGAGCAACAAUUCUUCACCGAUGCGCACACGGACCUGCUAGUUAGUGGAUGCUUUCAUCGGGUGCUACAAACGCAUCUCGACGGAUUUCUGCAGCUGAUCGAGUGUUGCACACGUGAAAAAAACGAGCGUGUGUGCGAGUUUGGUGUAGCCGCCAUGAGCGCACUCUUCUCGCUCGAUCAAACCGUUAUUGCAACGGACAAUCGGGUUGUGCUGAGCAAAAUCGUUGGAUUCAUAUGUGAAAUGGCGUCGGCGAAUGUUACGAGUCGGAAUGAUUUUCUUAUCGGGCGAUGCAUUGGCGCGUUGCGUAAGCUACACGAAUCUCAUCCAAAAGAGAUAGAACGUAGUGCGGAACUGCUGCUCCGCAUUCUGGACAUUGCACCCGAACUGACGCUGAAGCAGUACCGUCCGCUUAUUAGCGUAAUUUAUGCUGCCGUCAUUCCUUCCCGUCGAAACGAUGACGAUACGGAGCUGACAGCGAUUCGGGACAAUCUGGAAAUCAUCGUCAAGAAGCAGCUGAUGUGUGAUAACAAAGACACCAAGAGGAAGGGCAUCAUCGGAUUGGUACAAAUGGUGUACUAUCUUUCGCUGGUACCAGCCGGCGCUGACGAUGCACCCGAGCUUAGUUCGAGCUUUGAUUCGGAGCGAACGAUCGGUACGGUUAGUGACAUACCGAGCGUAUCCGGACGUAAUCUGGCCAACCUUGUCAGUACACUGUUUCUCUCCACCAAUCAGUCACCGGAUUUGCUCGCUAUAUGUUAUGAUGAGUUGGCCAGCAUGUUGGCACAGUCCCGUCCUCGGACAGCUCCCGCAUGGGAGAAAACGUUCAUCAUCUGGUUGUCCGAUACGAUCACGAUGGAUUUUCAGGGUACGUUUUUGGUGGAAAACGAUACACCACUGCCAUCGUGGGAUGCAACUGGUCCGGCAGGGAUCCUGCUUGCAAGGAAAUUGUGCAUUAACGAUACUGACGAGGAAGCCGUCAAUACGGAAGCGGCUUCCAUUGCAGUUAACGUUGGUGGUGGGGUGCUUGUACAUGGCGGAAAUCGUCAUACGGCCAUCAGCUAUCUGGCACCGAUUUUCAGAUUAAUGCGCACACUGCACUUUAUACGGUACGGUGGCGUACUGGAAUCGAUCAAUGCGCUGCUAGGGUGUACGCUCGUUGUGCCAGAAUUUUACGGUGUUAACGAGGAGGAAGAAAGGCGCUUCUCGAUCGAUGUGUACGAAGAAGGAUCGUGUACGCUGCUGCUGGACAUUUACUUCUAUCUGAGCAACUGGUUCCGGGAGUGUGUCAGCGCGUUCGUAGGACAGGAAGAUGCUGGGAUGCGAAGGAAGGUUCUGCAACGCCUACAUGAACUCGUCACCUUGGAGCAUCGACUCGGGCGCAUGCUGGAACGUAUGAUCGCUGACAGCGAGUACAUACCACCGCUCGCAUCCGACUUUAUGGAUCCACCAAUAGCCGCGUCGAAGAAAUUAAAAUUUGUGGAAGCACAGCGAACCGGUCGCCCGAAAGCGGGAACACACGACAAGACGGUCAAUCUGGACGCACCACUCAGCACGCAGACGGCCGCAGCAACUGCUGCACCUUGCACGGUUGGCCAGUUUAAUGAGCAAAGUUUGCUGUUACGCUGUGGUUUUGCUCUUCGUCGAAUGGAUCCGGAGCUGGUGCGUCUGUUUACCGUGCAGCUCGUACCGGCACGUGUGCUUGAGCUUCCGGAACAGCGUGGCACAUGUCUCGCGCUGGCCGAGUAUCGGUUUGUGCUAGAAAACGUAACUGUUGCGUUGGAGCAAUCGAGCGAAGCGGAAGGUCGCUAUCAACGGUGCAUGGUGGAACGUUGGCAAGAGUUUGUCGAGCGUACAGCUGUCCUGCAACAGCACUUACAGGAAGCAACACACCGUUUGCAACCCGCUUCGGUUCAGGAACUGUUGCCCUUGAAAUCUUGCUACCUUUGGAGCCUUCGACUUGCAACGGCAAUGCUUACGUGGAAACGAUUCCGCGAGCAUCGUGGACGAGCUGAGCUGGUACGGGUGUUGCGACUGCUGGUGGAGAAGCUUACCGAAAGUGAAGCUCCAACAGCGGACGAUUUGCAUCUGACCGAACUGGCAAAGCUGCUGCUAAAAGGACUCAUCCGACAGGACGCGUGCUUUGGCGAUCUUUCGAUCGCGGCUCAGCUAUAUCGACUUGCACGUGCCAUCGGUGAGAGUGUUGGUGAUCGGACCAGUGCUUCCCGCUCCAUAGCACGGUUUACGCGAAGCGUUCUCACUGCAUCAGACAUCCGUUCGGCGGACAGUAAGUCGAACCAUCACUUCACGACCAUUCUAGAGGGGCUAAUCGAUACGAUCGGUCUGAAAGCGCUCAAGCAGCUUAUCGUUGAUAUGCGACAGGAUGUAAGCAUCGAUGAUAAGAUCACCAAAGCUAAACCGGGCGGAAAAUCGAAAGCAGCUGAAGAACCCUCCUCCAUUACAACUGUCCGCACGUUUGCAUCAUUCAAGCGACCACACUACGCACUAAUGUUCAAAGGUUUGUGCAGAGCGUUUUUGCGAAUUUUGCAAGAUGAAAUACGUAUACGGUCUGGUUCGAGCGGAGGCGCCAACCGUCGCCUAGAGCUAUGGGAAGCUGCUUGUGAAGCGGCAGGUGAACUAACGAACAUUGUCAAGCGUGCACAGCAGGCAGGAAAUUUUGGUGUCUAUCUACGGUUCGCACAGAUCUUCAUCAAGCUGUUUCUCAAGAGUGGUCUACCCGCACUGGAAACCAUUCUGCGCUCUUCGGCUGAGCGUGCAUCGAAUCUACUGUCCACACUGCAAACCACGACCCGCUAUCUGCAUAACGUAUGCUGUCAGACGAAGGUGACCAAGGGCGCCGGUUCUUCGGCCGGCGCCCUAGCGCAGAUUCCUUUCGUAAGGGAAUCGGUCGAGACGCUUGUGUAUCGCGUGAAAGCUGCGCUGGUUGCUAACCGCUGUUCGGCCGUCUUUUGGAUGGGUAAUUUGAAGAACAAAGAUAUGCAAGGUGAACUGAUCGCUUCCCAGCAGCCUGAACCCGAAUCGGAUGAAGAGGAAGAACAGCAGCAGGAGGACGAUGCAACGCAUGGUGCGUUGCAUGAUGCAUCGGACAUUGCGGAUGAUCUGAGUGACGAUGGUGGUGAUGGUGCAUCGAUUGCUGGUACAUCUUCAAAAACGCGGUCAGCUAGUGUGACGAAAUCAUCUCAGAGCAAGUGCUUUUGA
This is a messenger RNA of Anopheles maculipalpis, 4507 nucleotides long. RefSeq names its product Fanconi anemia group D2 protein homolog (gene Fancd2). NCBI's taxonomy places the organism in Eukaryota, Metazoa, Arthropoda, Insecta, Diptera, Culicidae. Bases 2 to 4507 code for a protein of 1501 amino acids. The record is from RefSeq and is a predicted model, not a curated record. Gene Ontology annotation, biological process: mitotic intra-S DNA damage checkpoint signaling; interstrand cross-link repair; double-strand break repair involved in meiotic recombination. The transcript is spliced from 3 exons. Gene Ontology annotation, molecular function: DNA polymerase binding. Gene Ontology annotation, cellular component: nucleus; condensed chromosome.